UGAGAAGCACACGCCUGUGAUUCCAUAACCCGGCAUGUCUGGCCCGGUGGAUAGAGGGCAGCAGGGACCCGCGGGUGAGCUGCGCGGGAAAACUUUAGGGGAGCUCACCGAGAUCCUGGAGCGACAGGAGAAGCUGCUGAGUAAUAAGAAAUUUAUUGCUAAACUUCCCGACCGAGGAAAAAAGAUUUCAGAUUACGCUGAAAAGGUCCGGACAAGUAUUGCUGAACUUAAUCGACGGCAGAAUGCCAUAGAUCUCCUUUCAGCAUUCAAGUCACAAUUUCAGGAGCACGAAUGUAAUAUAAGAAAGAAUGCCGAGAUCUCAGAAGAUCAGGGAACACAUGUGUCCUCAAAUGUGGGAGAGGGGGAAGAGACCACCUCUAUUCCUGCUCAUGGCAAAAGCUUAGGGUUUGCACAUGAACUGGAGACAAGCAGCUCUCCCAUGAAAAUCACUGAAGAGACCUGCUGUGAUGACUCUCGCACAGAUGAGAAUUCAGCCGAUGCUCUGGCCAAUAGCCUGAAGGUGAUCAGUAUUCAAGAAAGUGGGGCUAAGGCAAGAAAUGGCCCCUCGGAGACUACUGUAGAUGAAAAGACCAGGUCCAGCCCGGGUACCAGUGGAGCAAAGAAGUCUCAUUAUAUUGAUGUUAUAGAGAAGAGGUCAAUGAGCCCAGUCCGGAGAAAGGAAAAAUUCAGAACAAACAGAUUGCCAUCAGACUCAAACUGCUCGACUCCAAAUCAAUCACCGGGAGAUAAAGUGCUUAUAAUGUCUCCCGAAGAGAGAAAACUACAUGACAGGAAACAUCUGGAUGACAUCACUGCUGCGAGACUUCCGCCACUUCAUCACUCUCCAGCCCAGUUACUACCUCUGGAGGAAUCUCUAGCACUUCAGAUGGCACAGAAAGUUACUUAUGAGGAAAAACAAGCUAAGUAUGCCGCACAAAAGCUUUUCGAGAAGCUGAACAUUAAAAUGGGACCUUUUAAUCCUGAAGGAGAUUCAUACAUGAAAUACAGAGAUCCCAGAGCUGACGAAUAACCUGCGGGUGGAUUUGUGGUGUGAUUACCACAAUGAAGAUUGGGAAUAUAUCACCCUGGUUGGCCUUAUAUACGUGAAACUGAUGCAUGAUGGCUAUAUGUAGUGUACAAACUAGUAUGACUAGCAAAUGGAAGUUCACUGUGCAUCUAAUGCUUACUCAUAUGGUUUCUCAAUGCGCUUUUCCUCCUAAAGAAAUGUUUUUUUUUACAAAUACAUGGUGACACCGCUAUUGGGGCUCAUUCAGACGGUCGUAUGCUGUCUGCAAAAAUGUGGAUCAGUUUUUUUGCAGCUCAGAUGCUGUCCCAUUCACUUCUAUGGGGCCCUUUUCUUCCAUUGCGUGACUCGGCAAAACAAUGUCCUUUACUUGUCAGUGAAAAUCAGGACAUGGCCAUAUUGAAGUCUAUGGAUCAGCAAAAAAACGGAAUGCAAUCCGUUUUUUUUACAGACAUGCUGAACUGUCCGCAAAAAAAUGGAUCCGCAUUUUUGCAGGCAGCAUACGGCCGUCUGAAUGAGCCCUUACACAUACAGUUCAGUGAGCCAUGGGUUUCUUGGCUAGAGUUAUUUUUUAUUUUUUUUCUUUGGCAGCUGAACAUAUCUGCAGAUUCCAGUAUAACCUUCUAAAAUGAAAAUCUUAAAAUUUUUUAUAUUUUUUGCAGUCAAAACCAAUAUCGCACUAAUUUUACAAUCAUGGAGGUGCAGGACCCUGAGAAAUAGGGCGGUCCUUGAAGGGUAUUCUAGGAAUUUAUGACUGAUGACCUAUCCUCAGUAUAGGUCAUCCGUAUCUGAUCGGUGAGGGUCCAACCCCUGGGACCCCCGCUGAUCAGCUGUUUGAGAAGGCACUGGCGCUGCUGUGAGCACCGCUCCCUGCUCAAAAAGCACAGCACUGUACAUUGUAUGGUGGCUGCACGCACAGCCCCUUUAAUUUUAUGGGACUGAGCUGCACUUAGGCGACGUGACCAAUGAACGCGUAUUCACUAGAUGACUCGAAGAGCGCCGCUGCCUUCUCAAGCAGCUGAUCGUGUUGUGGGCCCCCCACCAAUCAGAUACUGAUGACCUAUUCUGAGGAUAGGCCAUCAGUUAUAAAGUCUUGGAAAACCCCUUUAAGUCUCUGCUCGUCUGAUCAGCAGAUAUCCUCUUCACUUGUCUAACAAUAUUUGCUCUAGUCAAUGUAUGUUUCAUUUAUCUCUGAGAAAGAAAAUCACUGGUGACCCCACGACGCUCCAUUUCACAGGCAGGGAGACAUAUAGCAGCUCUAUAUUAUGGGGAACCCACCAAAUACCUCAUAGCUCCGCUUCCUGGAUCCCUGUGAGUGUGUCAUGUCUGGGGUUACUGUAGUCAAGCCCGACUUUUCAGGUUUUGAGUGGAUUGAGGCUUUAAUUAUAUUUUCUAUUGAAUUAUUUUUAAGUAAUUUAAUUAUUUGUACGUUCUGCUCUAAAAUUAUAUUAGGUAAAUAUUUUAGGGAAAAUCAUAUUUAACAUGACCCUUCAGGCCAUGUGUCAAUUACCUGAUAAUCAUCUUUUUAUCACUGAUGGUUUAGUAAUCUGUGCUUUAUAACAAUGAUUAAAGGGAACUUUCACUGGCUUAUUCUCGGUGAGAUGAUCAGUAACGAGCUGUCAUAGGAACGCUUGUUAUUGCUGUGUAAAAUAUCUGCUGCCAGAAAGUAAUGAGUCAGUAAAGGAAAGAGUGAUGGCAUUAGCGAUCACUCAUUCCCAUACUGUUGAGGAGAUUGCUGCAUGUAAAUGUAGCGUUCUCCUUCACUGACGAGGGAAAAUCUCCUGCAUAAUUGGCUUGUGUAAAGAGGCCUUAAGCCAUUGUUGUAAAUCUGUUCUUCAUGCAUAGACUUCCUGGUGAUGCCUGUGAUAGGCUUGUGUUUAUACACAGCAGCCAAUCCAGAGCUGCAGGGGGAGGAGACAGCAGCUGCCUGAACCAAUAGUGAGAGAGGAGGUGUGUCUCAGACUACAUGUAGACACUGUAGCCAAGCUGUAGUCCAAUGGAGCUGAAAUAAAAAGAAGCCAAUUAGCAUGAUCUGUGCAAAAUAAAUAGCAGCUAAUCAUCUCCUGCAGGCACUGACUUACAUAAAAGCUCCUGACCAGAGUCGCUUCAAAUACUUUAUGGACGUAUUACCAAAUUCAGCUUUAUCCUAGAAGAUUUGUAUUGGGUAGAGGUCAUGUGGUAUACUAUCUCUUAUGUGGAUGGGCCAUCUCCUGAGCACUGGAUAGAUAUGAGUUCAUAAGAAUGAUGGCGGCAAAUGCCAAAUGUGUACCUUAUGUGUUUCCUAGUGAGGAGGUAAAAGAGAAAACGCCAGUAUGUAUGGAGUUUGCCUUUGACAGGAUAAGCCAUAUGUAAAUCCACCCCAAAAAGAUAAAGAAUGGAGACCGCACUCCUUAAUGCAAAGUUUGAUCCUUUUAAAGGGCAUCUGUCAGCAUAUUUGUAUCUAUUGAACUGGAUGACCUGUCGCAUACAUGCUUGGAAGCUGAAGGCAUCUGCAUUGGUCCCAUGUUCAUAUGUGCCCGCAUUACUGAGAAAAAUUAUCGUAUGUUUUAAUAUAUGCAGAUGAUCCUCUAGGGGUAAUGAGGGCGUUUCUGUUACCCCCAGAGGAUCUGAUCUCUCUGCAACUGCUGCAACCUCUCCACUUUCAUUGACAGGGCCAGUUGUGAUGAUAUUUUUACUGCCUGGCUCUGUCAAAGUGCCGAUGGCACGGCAGUUGCAGAGAGCUCUCAUU
This is a messenger RNA of Bufo gargarizans (Asiatic toad), 3752 nucleotides long. RefSeq names its product RNA polymerase II subunit M (gene POLR2M). The transcript is spliced from 4 exons. Gene Ontology annotation, biological process: transcription elongation by RNA polymerase II; intracellular signal transduction. The record is from RefSeq and is a predicted model, not a curated record. Lineage: Eukaryota; Metazoa; Chordata; Amphibia; Anura; Bufonidae. Gene Ontology annotation, molecular function: transcription elongation factor activity. Gene Ontology annotation, cellular component: nucleus; intracellular anatomical structure. The coding region runs from base 35 to 1030 and encodes 331 amino acids.